This is a messenger RNA of Cantharellus anzutake, 745 nucleotides long. RefSeq lists its product as uncharacterized. NCBI's taxonomy places the organism in Eukaryota, Fungi, Basidiomycota, Agaricomycetes, Cantharellales, Hydnaceae. The record is from RefSeq and is a predicted model, not a curated record. The transcript is spliced from 3 exons. Bases 130 to 345 code for a protein of 71 amino acids.
UGAGAUGACAUUUCACUACUGCGCCUGCGACUCAUGUAUACAUCGCUGAUCAAUGGGACAAAGCUUCCUGUCGCCGGGGGGAGCCAGCCGAAGGGAUGCGGAUGGUCUUCGAUAGGCCGUUGAAGAUGCAUGCUCUCUUUACCAGUGCCGCUGUUCCUGAUAACGUACGCAGUGGGUUCUUCAUCUGAGGCCAUUCACUGCGACACCGGUAUCUCCGGCAGGCUAGUAGGAUAUAGCAGUGACAGAGAGACACUUGCGUCAGCAGGGCCACGUUCGUUGCACGAUAGAUUGGACAUCGCCAAUUUUCUACUUUGGAAAAAGUAUUGGACGACACCCCGCUCGUAGCAAGUUAGGGUUUAUUAUUCACGGUACAAGCCGGCUCCCUCGCAGGGAUUUACCUUCAAAAACCAGUCACUGGCGCGGUGCACUAUUAUUGAAUGUCCACGGAGCCGGAGUGAAGGGCAAUAAGGAAGGGGUUGGAAGUGCCGGGCGUGACACUCAGCGCUCAUUCGUCAGUAUUUAAAUGGCAUUUUUACGCUUUGAGGCACAUGCAAGUAGAGGAGAUAUAUACAUCGUCGAAGGGAAAGAGGGAUAACUAGGCCUUCCCGACAAGUAUCCUUUGCCUUGGGACGCAGUCAAAUGACGAUAUGAUGAGAAAUGAUCUUCGACAAACCUAGCCCAUGGAAAAAUGCAUGCAACGCGCCUUGUAAAGCUAAUGAUGUAUCUGGGCUCCUCAUCCGAGGCA